Molecule: messenger RNA, 6411 nt
Organism: Peromyscus maniculatus bairdii (prairie deer mouse)
Lineage: Eukaryota; Metazoa; Chordata; Mammalia; Rodentia; Cricetidae
Source: RefSeq, a predicted model, not a curated record
CCAGCCAAUCACUGCCAGUGUGAUGUUCCUUAACUGUUGCUCUGCUUCUGGGGGAAGUCGGAGCUGUAGCUUUUAAUGAAGACAGCCCAGUCCCCCAGAGGCUAAAGAUCAUGCCAUCAUUUUGUUCUCGCGUAUAUUAAAGCUUCGUGAGCUCUCAGUAAAUAUGAAGCCGCCGCAGCAGGAUGUCCCUCCUGCCUCGUAGCCUCGAGCUGAGGCCAGGAAGACAGGUUCACUCGGUCUUCAGCCUGUCUGCUCCCUAGACAGUCCUGAACACCUCCCUGCAGUUUGGGUGACUGUGUCUCCCCAAACAGGCCGAAGUGGAUGGAAGGAGGUGGGGAGGGAGUCCUUCAGGGUCUGCAGACGUGAAGACCGAAACCAGUCUGUAGGUUACUGGGAGGCGGCUGACAGCUAGAAAUGGCUCCGAGGAUGCUGAAUUGAGAGACCGGAGGACAGCUGGACCGCGUGGGGCUUGGGUUGCCCAGAGACCUACAGAGGAGCCAUGGGGGUGUUGAUGUCCAAGCGGCAGACGGUGGAGCAGGUGCAGAAGGUGAGCCUGGCUGUGUCAGCCUUCAAGGAUGGGCUGCGGGACAGGCCUUCCAUUAGACGUGGGGGUGAGCUGCCAGGGUCCCGCCGCGGCACUUUGGAGGGCUCUGUUCAGGAAGUACAGGAAGAAAAGGAAGCAGAGACAAGUGCCCCCGUGGUCCAGGAAGAGAGCGGCAUCAACCGUGCAGCCUGGGAGCGGCUCCGAGAUGGGCGUGGAAUUGAGCCUGAGGAGUUUGACAGGACCAGCAGAUUCACACCCCCUGCCUUCAUCCGACCCACCCGGAAGCUGGAUGACGACAAACCUCCAGACAUCUGCUUGGAUCCCCGGGAGGCUGUUGUCAACGAUGAGAUGUGUGAUAUCUGCGAAGUCUGGACGGCUGAGAGCCUCUUUCCAUGCAGAAUCUGCACCAGGGUUUUCCAUGAUGGUUGCCUGCGCCGCAUGGGCUACCUCCAAGGGGACAGUGCAGCGGAGGUGACGGAGAUGGCCCAUACAGAAAUAGGCUGGAGCUGCUACUACUGUGACAACCUUAACCUGCUGCUGACUGAGGAGGAGAUGUACAGCCUCACAGAGACCUUCCAGCGCUGUAAAGUCAUCCCUGAUUGCUCCCUGACGCUGGAGGACUUCGUGCGCUACCGCCACCAGGCAGCCAAGCGAGGGGAGAGCAGCCGGGCCCUGAGUGAUGAGCAGGAGGAGCAAGCCGCCCGCCAGUUCGCGGCCUUGGACCCUGAACAUCGAGGCCACGUAGAGUGGUCCGACUUCUUGUCCCAUGAAUCUCUCCUGCUGCUGCAGCAGCUGCGUCCCCAGAACUCUCUACUGAGGCUUCUGACCGUCAAGGAGAGGGAACGAGCCCGAAGCACCUUCCUGGCACGGGGCAGUGGGAGCACCAUCAGCGAGGCAGAGUGCCACCGCGCCCGGCACUCCUGGUUCUGUAAACGCCUUGCAGAGGCCGCAUCCUGCAGUGUCAGCGUCAGCCAUGUGGGUCCCAUAGCAGACAGCAGCCCCGCCGGCAGCAGUAGCAAGAGUGAAUACAAGACCCCGCUGCCUGACGAGCAGGAGUCCAGAUCUGUGGACUGGCCCACCUUCCUAAGAGAGAACGUCAUCUACAUCUUGGCUGCCCGUCCCAACAGUGGAGCGAUUCACCUGAAACCCCCAGGAUAGUGUGGGGCGGAGCAGCUCAGUUCUGGGACGGUGGCAUCCUCUCCUCCUCUCCUUCCUCUUUCCUUCAACUCACCUCUGGCGCUGAGGCUCACAGGAAUGGGGCACUGCCAACAUCUUAAUUUGUCAUUAAGUUUUACGGCACCGAAGCCACCGUUCCCCUCACAGCAGAGGCAGUGUGUGUCUUGCCACACCGAGAAGCCCUGAGAGCUGUGGCGUCCGUCACCCGCUCCUGGACCGCCUCCUGCCCUCACAUCGUAAAACUACCUGCCACCUCAUGCAUACAUAUGUGCACAUGCACAUACAGCCACAUACAUGCCUAGAUACCCAUGCCUUCAGACUCCUGGUUCUUUUUUCGAUGGAAGAAGGACCAAAAUCCCUUUGUGAAACCCCUGGUGUAGAUGAGAUGGUCUCUUCUCACUCUUUCUAUUGGCCAGUUCUGAUUUCCAGUAGAAAGCAAGGGGCAGAUCAGCCUCGCUUCCCCUCCAGGAGAUGCCGAGAGGCCCCCUGCCCACAUUGAAACCCCCUCUGUGAUGAGUCACUGCUGCUCAUAAGUGUCUGUGUGACCCUCAGGUGUGUCGUGGUGGGAGAACCGUUAAAAAUCAUCCCUGAAGUUUGUGUUUAAAUUCUAAUUCCUCGUGACAGAAAAGGAAACUAGCUUGUGGAUUUCUGACUGGGAAAAACAGUGGAGACAGCCUCUCCCAGAGACCCAGAAUUCUCUUUCAACCAGGUCCUCCAAGUUCACAAGCCCUUAGCAGACCAGGAAAGUCAAGGUGAGACUCGUGGCCCCUGUUUGUUGAGUGGUAUCGCGUGGUCCAAAGCUCUGGGGACCCGAGUGGAAUGGAUACACUGGCAGGAAUGACGACCCUCUGUGGGAGAUGCUUCAACCUGGCCGCUACGGAGGCCGAUGAGGGCACAAUCUCAUGGGAGAGAAGAGAAAAGCAGGCUUUUCCUGCUUCCCAGCCCGACUCCACCACAGCCAUAGAAACGUGGCUUUAUACGGAGGGCAAGCCAGCCUCGUGCAUAGCCUGAAGGAGAUCCUCAGAAGCCCUCAGCAGUCUCGCUGAGACAGAAAAGGAGACGCAGCCAAGACUCAGAAGAUCUGUAUCUCAACUGUCAAGUUCUAGUCAGUGUCCUAAGGGGAAAAGCUUGUCGUUCUCUCCAAAACGGGGAUGUAGCCUCAGCGGCUGCUUCUGCUUGUUCAUGUCGUCCCCUCCUUGCUAGGAGCUGGAGCCAGCCUGAGAGGCUUUGUGGACAAGCAGAGAGCCAUGAAUGCACCAAACGUGGCCCGCAAGCUUUGCCAAACCCCAUUACCUAACAGUUCUGAAGCUCUGAAAUCAUGGUGUGGGUCAGCCCUUAGACCUAGGGGUCCAGGUUCUGGAUUUCUAUUUUCAACGGGAUGACUUAGGUACGGCCAGUCCUGACAACGAGGGCUUCUUCAAGAGACAGUUGAGCCAAGUCAUGCAGAAGCUUGCAUUAUCCCCACUGCUCAAAGCACUUGUACUGAAGUGAGUGAUUACAGAAGAAGAAGAGGCAUGUCGCUCAGUGUUAAGAUGCUCAGAUGAAGUGGGAUCUGCAGCCAGGGCCUUGCCUAGAGCCCUGGGCGGCCUCUUUCUGGAGGAAGUGCCUGACCUAGAAGCAGGGUGGUGAACUCCUGCAGACAGGUUAUCUAGGACUGAGAGGAUACAGAUAGGAGAUACAUGUGAGUUCAUUUUGAAACCCACAGCUUUUAAAAACUACCACUUGCGGCUGGGCAUGGUAGUACACACCCUUCAUCCCAGCACUCAGGGGACAGAGGCAGGUGGAUCGCUGUGAGUUGAAGGCCGGUUUGUUCUAAAUAGUAAGCUACACAAGUGAGACUUGGUCUCAAAAACAACAAUGAAAACUACUCAGCCACAUUCCCAAGACGGAUCAGUAAGAGGGCCCAUUAUUUGAUCUAAUCAAAAAGAAAAAAAAAGCACAAAGCUCCUAGGCUCAAGGACUGUGUCUGUAGCAGCCAGGCCUGGGGUUUUCCAUUGAGAAGAUUAAAGCAUAUUAAAUACGAGGUCUCUCGCUCACUCUCCCGGUGAGUCACCAUCUACCCCUGUGACUGUGAACUGCUGCACCUCACAAGCUGUUUUGAACAGAGAUAAUCUCUGGGCUUUGGGAAUUGAACAGCACUUUCCUGCCACUCCCCAGCCGUGGGUACUGGGAGUCCAUCUUGCUCCAUGGUCCUUCACAGAUCAAGAUGAUCCUUGCCACUUUGAAGCUACAGGGGAGUUGUUGUUCAUUUGUUUUGAGUUUCUUGCUCCUGCAGUUGAAUGGCAGAAGACCACAGGCCACAUCAGACUGGUUGGGUCCCAAGACUUUCCGAGCCAGCCCCACAGCUCAUCCACAGUAGAACCAGGCCUAUUUGAGACCACCUCCCUAUCCAGGACAGUGGUUUCCCGUGGCGGGGGCCUGAUGCAGAAGGCCCAAGGGACUCUCCCCCAGCAAAGAAUGGAGGUCCCAAUCCACAACAAUGCUGAGAAGCAGAAAGACACAGGACCGCCGGCCUCUUCCCCAUAAGCAUGCAGUGUUGUACCAAAGGGAGGGUCCAUGGCUCCCUAGACAGUUGUUACAGAAGCCCUCCCCGACCCCACUGUCCAUAGUCCCUCUUUGAAUGGCCUCCCUGGAGCCCCUGCAGUAUGUACAGAGGUACACUCUCAUCACCUAGCAAGACUCAUCCCUUUUCAAGCCUUUCUAUCACUGUGACUGUCUGAAAUUCUGCCAAGUGCAAAAAUUAAUGUCUGGCUCUGAUGAGGGUAUGAGAAAAUGUUUCUGUCUUUUCUGUCUUGGCUGCCAACAAUUAAGAUCAAUGCUUUUCCCAAACACCACCCAUCCUGGGCUCCAACCAGGGGAGGCUUGGGUUACACAUAUGCUCCUCUGAAGACCGCCUGCCCAAGCUUGGUUGUCCUCCAGCAGUUCUCCUCCUCAUAUUCAGAACUAAGUGAAGGGGCAUCCGACCACACAGCAGACUGCAGGGUCAGAGUUCCUGAGGGUGGCUUAGUUCUGCACAACCUCUCCAGGGCUGUUCCUUGGCCUCCUCACCUGAGGCCACCCUUCCCCCGAAGACCAUUUGGACAGUGGCCCUAUGGUAUCCCAGGGAUGGAGCGGUUUCCUCAUUCCCAGGUACUGACCCCGCUCAAGUGCUCUUCCUUUGAGGACAGCUGCAGCAGAAGCCAUGAAUACAUUGCCUCUUUCUACCCCCAGCCCAAGCAGUGGGCUGGCAGGGUAGACACUUGCCUUUCUGGCCAUAGUGCUCCCUUCGGGAGGUCACCUGGACCUUGUUUAAGUGGCCAAGUCUUGGAGUUCCCCCCAUUUCUAUCACCAAAACAGAAAGCACAGAAUUCAACUGCCUGGAAAGAGGGCGCUUGACAGGGAAGUGAAUACCAAGGCUGCCCCAUGCCUUAGCCCAAAGCACAACACUUACUGCAUGCAUCACAGUUCCCAGCAAUGUGGAAAGCACUCAGGCUACGAGAAAGGCUCCACAGAAACUGUCUAGUAGGGGCCAUCCAGCCAUGACUACCCAAGAGCCAAAAGGAAGCAACCUUGAGGCACAAAACUUGAACUGGCAACAGGCUCUGGUAUUGGUAGUCCACGUCUCCUUCUAACCAGCAGAAUAAAGACAGAUGCAGUCAUGUACUGCAUCUGUGCAUAGGGAGAACAUGAGUGUAUAGGGUUAUUCAUGGCCCAGGGAAUGGAGAAGAAGGUCGGUUCUCAUCUGGACCAAUGCUUAAGAAGCCCGAUUCCGUUCUGAGGACUGUGUCAUUAGGGCAGUUUCUUAGUGCAAGCAUCAAAGAGUGCUCUUACACAAGCCAAGACAGCUACCACAUCACUAGGCAAUAUAACGUAUGGGACCACCAUUGUACAUGCCAUCUGUUGUUGGUUGAAAUGUCACUGUGGCACAUGACCAUUCUGUACUCGGCACUGAAAGGCCAAACAACCUCGAUGCCAGAAUUGCAGAACACCCUAGCAGCACCUGUAACCAUGCCCCCCUUAACCUGCCAUUUCCAGUGGAGUCAAACCACCACCUUCUCCUGGCCACUUGGGUUUAAUUUGCUCACUGUAUCUCCCUUGGUCCUGGCUACAGCCCAGACAAUGGAGAUCCUAAGUGGGCAUGAUCAGUGCAUGGCCUGUUCCCACAGCUCAGCCCUGGAAUAUGGUGGAGCCGAGCAUUCCUCCUGGUGUUGCUUGCUUUUUGCCACUAUUUUUGGCAACCUUGAAAGGAAAACGAUAGGUUACAGAAUUCCCACUAGCCCAACACUAAAGAAAAGCUGUUCCCCUUUGGUCUGCAUGCCCCAAUAGCCCAGAGUGUGGAGAAGAGGGUCAGGUCUUAACCUAGACCAAUGAUUAAGAAGCCUAAUUCCAGUCCUCUCCAUAUCUAUAAUCAGCAAAGGCCUUCAAAUUUAGCCUUCAACCCUUGAGGGAUAUCGUGGUCUGUUUCCAGCCAAACAGGCUGGGAGGGAGGCUCGGAGAGCCCUUAAGUAACUGAGGAUCCAAGGCCCUCUGGUUCCUCGUGUGCUUUUCUGCUGAAGGUACCUUGACAGUAACCAGAAGGGACCAACCCCAAGCCCUGUCUUCCUGUCUACAGCUGCAUGCUCCUUGCUGCGACUCAGCCUUCACAGUUCUCCAGGCAGGAGCUCCCACAGGCUGGGCACUGCAGAAACCAUAAUAAAGAGAUUGUGAUGAUG